Molecule: messenger RNA, 2412 nt
Organism: Geodia barretti
Lineage: Eukaryota; Metazoa; Porifera; Demospongiae; Tetractinellida; Geodiidae
Source: the annotation of a GenBank genome assembly
AUGACGGACGUCCGUACCCACCUGAGCCGUCUCGACAAACCCCUGCAAUACGCCACGCGCAAUGACUUCGCCAACUUGUCCAAGUUGCGUGAACUGGAACCGUUCGUCAAGCACCAGAUCCAGGCUAUGCAGUCAUUGCCGCUGCCAGCCUCGAUGCCCGCUCUGUUGACGCAACUGGCGGAAACGGUUGUGGGAUUCGACGACCUGACAUUGACCGAGAAACGGCCGCGCGCGCAGCAAGCCGCGCAGAUUCUUUCCCGCCUGCACGCCUUGUCGGACCGUGCCGACGCUCCGCCAGCCCCCGUUCCGCCGCCCAAACCAACCGCCACACCCACGCCGGCACCCGCCGCCGUUUCCGAGGAUCCCCUGGCCCAGCCAGUACAAUUCAUGCGCGGCGUCGGGCCGCGCCGCGCCGCCCUGCUUGGCAAACUCUCCCUGCACACCGUAGGCGAUCUACUGUGGUGCCUGCCCGUGCGCUACGAAGACCGCCGCAACAUUACCCCCCUGGGCAUGCUGCAGGCCGGCACCCGGCGGACGUUCUGCGGCACGGUAACGGCCUUCCAACUGCACCCCACGUCACGCGGCAAGUCCUUUGCGACCCUGCGCCUGGAGGAUUCCAGCGCUCCACUCACCUGCAAAUGGUUCCAGCACCGCGGCCUUGCCCUGCAAGAGCGCUUUCCCAUCGGCGCGCGUGUGGUCGGCAACGGCCUCAUCGCCUUCAAUCGCUAUGACGGCAACCGUGAAGUGGUUCAUCCCGACCUCGAAACGCUGGAAGCCGAUGAUACCGAGCUGGUUCACUUUGGCCGUCUGGUGCCGAUUUACCCGCUCACCGCCGGGCUGACCCAGAAGAACAUGCGGAGCCUGAUGCACAACACCGUGGAGACCUUCGUGCCGCUGAUCCGCGAGACGCUGCCGCAAUCGGUCUGCACCGCUCACCGGCUGCCCGUCUUGGAGCAAGCCAUGCGCGGGGUGCAUUUCCCGGACGACAACAGCGACCUUGCAGCCCUCAAUGAGCAGCGGACCGCCUUUCACACUCGCUUGGUAUUCGAGGAAUUCUUUCUGCUCGAGCUCGGCCUGGCCAUCCGCCACCGCGAGGUCCGCAACACACGCCGCGAUAAACACUACGACCGGCCGAACCACCUCGGCGAUGCGCUGCUAAAACAUUUACCGUUUCAACUCACCGUCGCCCAGCAGCGCGUGCUGGACGAAAUUCUCACCGACAUGCAUCGGCCCUUCCCCACGAACCGCCUCAUCCAGGGCGACGUCGGCAGCGGCAAGACCAUCGUCGCUCUGCUCGCCAUGCUGCUGGCAGUGUCCAACGGCCAGCAAGCCGCCCUCAUGGCGCCGACGGAAAUCCUGGCGGAGCAACACCUGGCAACGCUGCGCGCCCUGUUACAGCAUCUGGACCUCGAGGUGGCGCUGCUCACCGGCACGGUCAAAGGCCGUAGCCGCCAAAAACUGCUUCAGCGCAUCGCCGAUGGCGAGGUAUCCGUGUUGGUCGGCACCCACGCCCUGUUGUACGAGAACGUCCAGUUCCACGGCCUCGGCAUGAUCGUCGUGGACGAGCAGCACCGCUUCGGCGUCAUGCAGCGUGCCGGCCUGCGACAGAAGGGCCUCCGGCCCGACGUGCUGGUGAUGACGGCCACGCCAAUUCCGAGAACCCUGGCCAUGACCCUGUACGGCGACCUCGAUCUGUCCAUCCUCGACGAGUUGCCCCCUGGCCGCCUGCCGGCCAAAACCGUCGACAAAGGCCACCAAGCCUACAUCGUCUACCCGCUCAUCGAGGAAUCCGAAAGCCUCGACCUCGGCGCCGCCGCGGCCAUGGCCGAGCACCUGCGGCAUGCGGUGUUCCCGGAAUACGAGGUCGGCCUGCUGCACGGACGCCUGGCCGCCGAGGAACGGGACGCCGUCAUGCGGGCGUUUGUGGAAGGGCGGCUACACAUUCUGGUGUCCACCACUGUCAUCGAGGUCGGCGUCGAUGUCGCCAACGCCACCGUCAUGCUGAUUGAAAACGCCGAACGGUUCGGCCUGGCGCAACUCCAUCAGUUACGCGGCCGCGUCGGGCGGGGCACCGCGCGCGCCACCUGCCUGCUGCUGCCGGGCCAAAAACUCAGCCGCGAAAGCCGCCAGCGGUUGAAGGUCAUGCAGGAAAGCACGGAUGGGUUUUACGUGGCCGAGCAGGAUUUGCAGAUUCGCGGGCCGGGGGAAUUACUGGGGACGAAACAGUCGGGACUGCCGGAAUUGCGCGUCGGCAAUAUCCUGCAUCACGGCGUGUGGUUGGAACGAGCGCGGCAGUCGGCGUUCACGUUGCUCGACGAGGACCCCCACUUGAGCCGGGAGGAGCAUCGCGCCUUGUUGCAAGCCGUACAAACCCGCUGGGGCCGUCAGUUUGAAUUGGCGACGGUCGGUUAG